Messenger RNA from Saccharomyces paradoxus, 1311 nucleotides. RefSeq names its product tRNA-5-taurinomethyluridine 2-sulfurtransferase (gene SLM3). Gene Ontology annotation, molecular function: sulfurtransferase activity. Gene Ontology annotation, cellular component: mitochondrion. The coding region runs from base 1 to 1311 and encodes 436 amino acids. The transcript has a single exon. The record is from RefSeq and is a predicted model, not a curated record. Gene Ontology annotation, biological process: tRNA wobble position uridine thiolation. Lineage: Eukaryota; Fungi; Ascomycota; Saccharomycetes; Saccharomycetales; Saccharomycetaceae.
AUGAAAAUGCUGGGAAGAUACUUAAACUUAAUAGGACGAAGAAGUGCUGCGCCAUACAGACCACAGCGGCUACCAGCGAAGUUUGACAACGUGAUAGUGGCGAUGUCGUCUGGAGUAGAUUCUUCUGUGGCGGCAGCACUGUUUGCUGCAGAGUUUCCAAAUACGCGAGGAGUAUACAUGCAGAACUGGUCUGAAUCACAAUCCUUGGAUGAUCCCGGCAAGGAGCCAUGCUACGAGAAGGAUUGGAGAGAUGUAAACCGUGUUGCUGGACAUUUAAACAUCCCAGUUGACAAAGUUAAUUUCGAGCAGGAUUAUUGGAUAGAUGUAUUUGAACCGAUGUUGAGGGGCUACAAUGAAGGGUCGACGCCUAAUCCAGAUAUCGGGUGUAACAAAUUCGUCAAGUUUGGCAAGCUAAGGGAGUGGCUGGAUGAGAAGUAUGGGACUGGUAACUAUUGGCUUGUUACAGGCCAUUACGCCCGAGUUAUGCAGAAAGUGGACGGAAAAGAGUUCUUCUAUUUAUUAAGAAGCAUUUACAGGCCCAAGGAUCAAAGUUAUUACCUUUCCCAAAUCAACCCCACUGUUUUGCCGUCGUUGUUACUACCCAUUGGCCAUUUAACUAAACCCGAAGUGCGAGAUUUAGCGAAGUAUGUGGGCCUCCCGACCGCAGAAAAGCCAGACUCACAGGGCAUCUGCUUCGUCAACAAUUCGCAACAUGGAAAGUUCAAGAAUUUUUUAAAGCACUAUCUACCUAGUUCACCGGGUGAUAUCAUUACUGUUGACCCACAGUCCGGUACCAAAACGCGAUGGGGGAGGCAUGAUGGGUUGUGGUCUUAUACAAUUGGGCAGAAAGUGGGCAUAUCCAUGCCACAGGCUGAUCCAAAUUACCAAGGGUCCUGGUUUGUAAGUGAAAAACUGAGGGAUACCAACGAAAUCGUGAUAGUCCGCGGAAGGGAUAAUGCUGCAUUAUACAGGGAUACUAUUCGAAUUGAAAACUUUGCCUCCUUAAGUCCCAAGGAGGACACUAUAAACGCUUUGCAAAAUACUAGUGCUCUGACAUUACAAUUCCGGUCGCUGCAGGUCCCAGUUCAAAUUAGAUCGUGCACACUGAAUAGUUCAGGCGACAACCUCGACAUAACGAUACAGUUAGCCUUAAAGCAACGUGCUAUGGCUCCUGGACAAUCCUGCUGUCUCUAUAUUGACGAUAGAGUUCUUGGGAGUGGGCCCAUUUCGCAUGUACAUAAUAAUGACACCCAUACACCUCAUUCUAACGAACAAAGUAUGUCACACUCCACGAUCCGCGGUAGCGAUUAA